Messenger RNA from Tribolium castaneum (red flour beetle), 1378 nucleotides. RefSeq lists its product as uncharacterized. NCBI's taxonomy places the organism in Eukaryota, Metazoa, Arthropoda, Insecta, Coleoptera, Tenebrionidae. The transcript is spliced from 3 exons. Gene Ontology annotation, molecular function: double-stranded RNA binding; DNA binding. The record is from RefSeq and is a predicted model, not a curated record. The coding region runs from base 145 to 1326 and encodes 393 amino acids. Gene Ontology annotation, biological process: positive regulation of DNA-templated transcription. Gene Ontology annotation, cellular component: catalytic step 2 spliceosome.
UGUUUUCUUUGAAUUCAAAUGUCGCGCCUCGUGUACCGUUUAGUAACUUUGUUACCGCAAUGUUGGUACUUUCGAAAUCGAUAACCCGAUUGUUUGUGAGUGCGUCUAAUGCCGGUGUUUUUGUGUGAUUAGAAUCAUUAUAUAAUGGCAAGAGGCGGGAUUAGAGGCAGAGGAGGAAUGAAUCGUGGAAUUGGAAGACCCCCAUACAAAGUCAAGAUGUUUCUGCCAAGACAUCCCUUCGAUUUGGCCCUUUGUGAGUCAUCUUUUCCACGUGUUAAACCCGCCCCUGAUGAAACAGCAUUCACACAAGCUUUAUUAAAGCGAAAUGUCGAUUUGUCACCCACGCCGGCCGAACAAACCGCCAUUCUUAACCUGGUUACGAAAAUACAAACGGUUUUGGACAACCUGGUCGUGGCCCCCGGCGCCUUCGACGCUUGCCAAUUGGAAGAGGUGCGACAGGUGGGUUCGUUCAAAAAAGGGACGAUGGUAACUGGCCACAACGUGGCCGACAUUGUCGUAAUCUUGAAGACUUUGCCCACGCGGGAAGCCGUCGAAGCCCUUGGCAACAAAGUGAAGGAAGAUUUGAAGAAUUUAAUGAAGAGCGAAGUUGUGACCAAAGGCGAACAACUCAACCACACGACCAACGAGCGCGGGAUUGAAAUCAGCAAUAGUUUUGCUUGUGUCCGUGUCAUGGUAACAACCUUACACCAUAACAUUCGUAAAUUGGACCCUGAGAUCCAUUUGGACCAAAAAAUCAUGUUGAGCCACUUGGCCGCGAUCAGACACAGCCGUUGGUUUGAGGAAAACGCCCAUCACUCAUCGAUUAAAGUGUUAAUUCGUUUGUUGAGAGACAUUCGUUCGAGAUUUGAAGGUUUCGAGCCGUUGACUCCAUGGAUGUUGGAUUUGUUGGCACAUUUUGCUAUCAUGCAUAAUCCAAGUCGACAGGCGUUGCCAAUUAAUGUCGCCUUUAGGAGGGUUUUCCAGCUGUUGUCCGCCGGGUUGUUUCUGCCGGGGUCAGCGGGGAUUACUGAUCCUUGUGAAGGGGUUAGUUUGCGGAUUCAUACGGCGAUGACGUUGGAACAGCAAGAUAUUUGCUGUUUGACCGCGCAGACUUUGUUAAGGGUGCUGUCGCACGGGGGGUAUAAGCAUAUUUUAGGGUUGGAAGGUAAUGCGACCAUUGCGAAGGAAAUGUCGGUUUGGGACGGGGUGGUGGUCUCACCCCUUGAUAAAGCGUAUGAGAAUCCACCGGAGAAGAAGGAAGGGGAGGAAGAGGAUGAGGAUAUGGAAGCUGAAGGGGAUGAAAGUAUGGAAACUAUUGAUAAUUAGGUAUUGUCGCACUUAUUUGUAUAUUUCGUGAAAAUAUAAUCUUGAUUUCUUA